UUUCAGUUUUCCACCAGUCUAAUCUGUUUCGCGGCUACAGUUUAGAAAGAAACCCCAUUGAAAAUGUUUGAGCUGGCGGCAUUGGUGUUGUUUGUGCUAAUAGCUGGGUAUCCUUGUGGAGCUCUGGCAAGUUCCUCUAAAAAAGAAAGUCCUGGAAGUCAAAAUAAAGAGCUAGAGACCCGCUGUAAUCCGUACUGCUUCUGGACGAUAGAGCCAAUUAUGGACCACUACCAAGCCUUGAAGGACGAAAUUACCGCGCAAAAGGAACUGCAGGGAUUCGAGAGGAUAGGAUCUGACUUAUAUUACAUCGAGCACGUCAAAACGCUAAAUUGGACCGAUGCAUCCGAAGCCUGUCGCAAGAUGAGCGCUCGGAUAACGGAUAUCAAGGACGAAAAGGAUUAUCGCGCCGUUUUAACGAGGCUGGGCGAAAGGAAGUACUGGACAGACAUUACAAAACGGGGCGAGGAAAAGGAGUACACUUCCGCCUCCACCGGGAGGAAAGCUCCUUUCAUCAAGUGGUUCACAGGUGAAACGGACAACAAGAGCAACACGCACUGCCUGGCUAUAAAUGGUAGACAAGAUGGUAGAAUGUGGGACGAUGACUGCAGCUUUGACCAUUAUUAUAUAUGUAAGAGAGUUAAAAAUGUUGAAAAAUAAAAAAUGGGUUUUUUAAUAAU
Drosophila biarmipes is the source of this 677-nucleotide messenger RNA. Its product is annotated as accessory gland protein Acp29AB-like. The transcript has a single exon. The coding region runs from base 64 to 657 and encodes 197 amino acids. NCBI's taxonomy places the organism in Eukaryota, Metazoa, Arthropoda, Insecta, Diptera, Drosophilidae. The record is from RefSeq and is a predicted model, not a curated record.